AUGUUUCCUACUCCUAGUGGAGUACGUCAAGGUAGUCAUUUAGGUCCGUUAUUUUUUAAUAUUUUUAUAAAUGGUAUUUUUUCUGUUGUCUCUCCAUGUCGUAUAUUACUUUUUGAUGACGAUGCUAAAAUAUUCUUUAAAAUUUCUAAGAGUGAUGAUUGUUUGACUCUCCAAAAAGUCUUAGAUCAAUUUGUCAUCUGGUGUAAGACAGUCGGUUUAUCUCAUAACGUUGAUAAAUGUAAAGUCAUGUCCUUUUACCAAACUCGUGAAAUGAUAAGUCACAAUUACUGUCUUGACAGAAUACAGUUAAAACGUGUCUCUCAAGUAAAUGACUUAGGUAUUGUUUUUGUUCCUUCGCUAGACUCUAGACCACAUAUUGACUUCAUAGUUGGUAAAGCUCUGCGUGUGUUAGGAUUUAUUCGUCGUAAUUUUUCAAAUUUCAAAUCUUGUAAUUGUUUAGUUGCUCUAUAUAGUUCUCUUGUUAGAUCGACUUUACAAUAUGGAACAUUGAUCUGGUCACCCUACACAGCAGUUGACAAACGCCGAAUUACUAAGGUUCAAAAUAGAUUUCUAGGUUUCGCUGGUUAUACCCUGAAUAUUGCACACCCAGUCCACGAUUACGGUCCCAUAAACGAAUUUCUUAAUCUUGAGUCCUUAGAAUAUAGACGUGUAAAAUUCGGUAAAUAUUUUAUCGAUAGAUUAUUAAAUGGUGAUAUUGAUGCCCUACGUUUACUAGAACAACUUGAUAUUCUUGUACCCUUUAAUACUAGGUUUCAGUGUCAAUUUUAUUUACCUCUAAGCAGCUCCAAUUUUGCUAAAAAUGCACCCUUAAUUAAGCUUAUGCGUGAAUAUAAUGAUAAUCUUUAG
Messenger RNA from Daktulosphaira vitifoliae (grape phylloxera), 867 nucleotides. RefSeq lists its product as uncharacterized. The transcript has a single exon. The record is from RefSeq and is a predicted model, not a curated record. Lineage: Eukaryota; Metazoa; Arthropoda; Insecta; Hemiptera; Phylloxeridae. The coding region runs from base 1 to 867 and encodes 288 amino acids.